ACCACCUCCUUGUUUGAGCAUGGGAAAGCCUGUUUGGGCUAGCAAAGGAAGCUACAGUCAACGCAAUCAUGCUCUGAAGUUUACAUAUGUUUAGCGAACAACAUAUAAUUAAAAUGAUGCGUUGCCUUAUAUGUAACGAUAUCUUCUAGUAAAAGAGGUAGCUGUUGCAAGGCGGAAUGUGCCUUAUUUUACAUCCUCGUCGACCAGAUGGCUAUGAAGUGGCUGGCUAACGUUAGCUAAACUAAACUGGCUUACUUACAAACUGGCAACCUGCUAAUCCCGAUGUUAAUCCACUGUCAGAAGAUGUGUCUCUCGAUUCGGACGAGAUGUGCUGAAUGACUGAGUUGAAAGCCUUGUUGCUUAUGCUUAACGUUGCAUUUAACUUACACCGUUAAUUUAAAUGUUAAGACGUGACUUUUUCAAGGCAACCAGCCAAUAUCAUUUAACAAAAACGUGAGCUAACGUUAGCAAGAAGACGUAUCGUUUUGUAAAGAUGGAAAUAAACUUGAAUCAUGUUGAUUAUGUGCAGGUUGGAGUGACCUCUCAGAAAACGAUGAGACUGCUGCCUGCGAUAGGACGCAAAGCUACUCAAAAGGUGGCAGUGGCAGAUCAUGAUGGUGUACUGACAUGCUUUGGGAUGAAAAAGGGAGAGGCAGUGCCUGUGUUUAAGACGCUACCAAGCCAAAAGAUAUCCAGGCUGGAACUGGGGGGAGCCCAAGGGACUCCUCAGGAGAAGAUCUUUGUGUCUUGUGGUUCUGAAGUUAGAGGCUUCACCAAGAAGGGAAAGCAGUUCCUGUCCUUUGAAGCCAAUCUGACAGAGACCAUAAAUGCCAUGCACGUUUCCGGAGCUGAUCUUUUCGUGUGUGCCAGCUACAUCUACAACCACUACUGUGACUGUAAGGAUCAGGACUACUACCUGUCCGGGGACAAAAUCAACGACAUCGUGUGCCUGCCAGUGGAGAGGGUGGGGCGCACCGUGCCCAUUCUAGCCUGCCAGGACCGCGUGCUGAGAAUCCUUCAGGGAUCUGAGCUUCUGUAUGAUGUAGAAGUCCCUGGGCCUCCAUCAGUUUUGGAGCUCAACAACCAAGAUGGGGGUAAAGAGGGAGAGGAAGUUCUCUAUGGGACUACAGAUGGGAAACUUGGACUGGUGAAAAUAACAGAAUCCUCUCCUGUUUCAAAAUGGGAAAUCAAUAAUGACAAGAGGAAAGGAGGGAUACUGUGUAUUGACACGUUUGACCUUGUCGGUGAUGGGGUGAAGGAGAUCUUGGUAGGAAGAGAUGACGGAACCGUGGAGGUCUAUGGACUUGACAGCUCAAAUGAACCGACUCUGCGCUUCCAACAUGUUCUGUCAGAAAGCGUUACAUCAAUCCAGGGAGGCUGUGUAGGAAAAGAGAACUAUGAUGAGGUGCUGACAGCCACCUACACAGGCUGGGUGACGGGACUGACCUCUGAGCCCCAGCAGAUGGAGGCCGGUCCUGGAGAGGAGGUGAAGAUGAGCAAAGAGACCCAGGCCAAGGUGGCGGCCCUCAGGGCUGAGUUAGAGCAGCUGCAGGUGAAGGUCCUGCAGGGCCGAGAGAAGUACCAGCAGAGUUCUCAGUCCAGCACUGCCGUCUCGGCCGUCCCUGUGUUCAGCGUCAACGACAAGUUCACCCUGUGCCAGGACGACGCUAGCUACAGCCUCACCCUCGAGGUCCAGACUGCCAUCGACAACUUACUGCUGCAGAGUGACGUUCCUAUCGACUUACUGGAUGUAGACAAGAACUCUGCUGUUGUGAGCUUCAGUGAGUGUGACUCAGAGCAACCAAACGGCAAUUUUCUUCUGGCUACAUACAGGUGCCAAGCAAAUACCACCAGGCUUGAGUUGAAGGUGAGGUCUAUCGAGGGCCAGUAUGGCACUCUCCAGGCAUACAUCACCCCUCGCCUGCAGCCCAAGACCUGCCAGGUGCGCCAGUACCUGAUCAAGCCUUUAUCGCUCCACCAAAGAACCCACUCCAUCGACCAGGACAGACCCGUGAACACGCUGAACCUGGUUGGGCAGUUCAGCUUUGCGGAGAUCCACUCAUGGGUGGUGUUCUGUCUGCCAGAGGUGCCCGAGAAGACCCCUGCAGGAGACAACAUCACAUUCUACUUCCAGAACACCUUCCUUGGCACCCAGUUGGAAGCUACUUACUGCAAAGGGGAGGCACACUUCAAAUCUGACAACAUCUCCACAAUAUCAAUACUAAAGGAUGUCCUAUCCAAAGAGGCCACAAAGAGAAAAAUUAACCUGAACACAUCUUACGAUAUAAAUGAAGACUCAGUGAGCCAUACACUGAAGAUGAUUCACCCUAAGCUGGAGUACCAGUUGUUACUAGCCAAAAAGGUGCAGCUUAUUGAAGCACUAAAGGAACUGCAGGUCCACGAAGGCAAUGCAGAUUUCCUUAUUCCUGAGUAUCGUGGUAUUCUAGAUGAGUCUGCCCACCUGCUGGAAGAGUACAAGAAGCAGCCAGCCCAUUUGGAAAGAUUAUACGGUAUGAUAACUGAUCUCUUCAUUGACAAAUUCAAGUUUAAAGGACAAAAUGUGAAAACAAAGGUUUCGUUGUUACUGGAAAUUCUUGAUAACUAUGAUCUGAAUUCUUUAAUGGAUUUUUUCAAUGAAGCUUAAUCCAUUACAUGGUACAAUGGAUACCUUAUUUAUGUUGUGUAGCUGUUUGUCUUAUUUUGUCAGUAGACCACUUGUCUUGUAAAUGAUCAGGUUUUGUCUAGAAAAUUAAAAUCUCAAGAUAUUUUCUGUAUUGCCUUUAAGGAAUGGCCAUACAUUAUACUUUAAUAUACUCUGC
Alosa alosa (allis shad) is the source of this 2819-nucleotide messenger RNA. It is a transcript of the gene bbs7, whose product is annotated as Bardet-Biedl syndrome 7. Lineage: Eukaryota; Metazoa; Chordata; Actinopteri; Clupeiformes; Clupeidae. The transcript is spliced from 19 exons. Bases 494 to 2644 code for a protein of 716 amino acids. Gene Ontology annotation, biological process: intracellular protein localization; intracellular transport; non-motile cilium assembly. The record is from RefSeq and is a predicted model, not a curated record. Gene Ontology annotation, cellular component: axoneme; BBSome; neuron projection. Gene Ontology annotation, molecular function: protein binding.